AAGACGGGAGCCCAGCCUUCUACGGCAAGUCGAAGGUAGCAAGAUGGCCGCAGCGGAGGAAGAGAGCGCAUCCGGCACGGACCCGGAGAUGGACGAGCUUUUGGAAAGUGCACUUGAUGAUUUCGAUAAAGCCAAACCCUCCCCAGCAUCCCCUCCUAUCACCACGGCACCUGAUGCUUCAGGGUCCCAGAAGAGAUCGCCUGCAGACACAGCUAAAGAUGCCCUCUUUGCCUCCCAAGAGUUCUUCCAAGAAUUGUUUGACAGUGAGCUAGCAUGCCAAGCCACUGCAGAGUUUGAGAAGGCUAUGAAGGAGCUGGCUGAGGAGGAGCCCCACCUGGUAGAACAGUUCCAGAAGCUCUCCGAGGCAGCAGGGAGAGUGGGCAGUGAUACAACAUCCCAACAAGAGUUUGCUUCCUGCCUGAAGGAAACGCUCAGUGGACUAGCAAAGAAUGCCACUGACCUUCAGAACUCUGGCAUGUCUGAAGAGGAGCUGACCAAGGCCAUGGAGGGGCUGGGCAUAGAAGAAGGGGAAGGAGAAGGCAAUAUACUCCCCAUUAUGCAGAGCAUUAUGCAGAACCUAUUAUCUAAGGAUGUACUAUAUCCAUCACUAAAAGAAAUCACAGAAAAAUACCCAGAGUGGUUGCAGAGUCACCGUGAAGCACUGUCCCCAGAACAAUUUGAGAAAUAUCAGGAACAGCACAAUGUAAUGGGCAAGAUUUGUGAACAGUUUGAAAAAGAGACGGCUGCAGACAGCGAGGCCACACAGAAGGCCCGCUUUGAGAUGGUGCUAGAUCUCAUGCAGCAGCUUCAGGAUUUGGGCCAUCCCCCAAAGGAGCUUGCAGGGGAAACACCCCCUGGCUUCAACUUUGACCUUGACACCUUGAAUCUGUCGGGCCCUGCAAGUGCCAGUGGAGAGCAGUGUCUGAUCAUGUGAAAUUCUUCACCCUUCCUUUCUCAUUCCCAGCCAUGAGUGAACACCUUAAGUCAGCAGAGCCAUUGGGGGGCUGGGAAGGGUGGUGAUACUGUGAAGAAAUUGCCUGCCUGUCCCAUUUGUCUUCUGUCCCCAUUCCACUUCCUCCCCCAGCUCUUACUCCAAGGCUACUCCAUACCAGCACAGGUCCCUCUGUGGGACCUUUUAUUCAAAUUGCUGUCAUGAAGUCUUUUACCCCAUCCCCUGUUCUCUGCUGCUAGCGAAGGUACCUAUCUCUCCCUGCUUAAGGUCUUGAUGGACCGUGUUCCCUUGCCCCUCUUCCCCUACCUACCAUAAUAUUGAGUGUAUACCUCCACUGAUGCUUCCUCCUCUGACUCCCAGGGUCUAUGUGCCUUGUUCCCUAUUCCCUUUUGAGUCCGGGUGCUGUGGCAGCUCUGAGCAUGGGGCUAGGGGAAAUCCUGGCUCUGAACACUCAUCCUUUGGGUAUCUGAUCCCUCAGGGCAGAAACUUUGGUCAGAGUAGGAACUGGAGAAGGGACACUUUGCAUAUCCUGGUGAGAAUAGGGUCUUUUCUGGUCUUUGCCAACCACGUGUCCUUUCCCCUAGGUGUACAUAUACUGUUGCAUCCUCUGAGGAAAGGAGGUGUGAGCUCUUGAGUUCUAUUCUCCUAAAUUAAUAAGAUGCUUCUGUUCCUGGUCCAAUCUGAGAAGCCAAAUGUUAUCUUGAAUGUUCCACAGUGCUACUGUUUCUUGUGUACCACCCCCUUUUUCUCAUUCAGCUAUGAUCCCCUAGCAAAUAUAUAUACAAAAUUGGAAGGGAGAGAGGGUUCUCUCCCUGUUUUGGGGGCACUUUUGAGACUUCGAUCCCCUCAAAAUUCUAAACCUUGAUUCAUGGCAGGUGCUUGGGAGAGGGCUGGUAGCCUGUCCUCCCCCAACCCUUCCGAGUCCCCUAUGCCUUGGUUGAUGUCCAGUAAACAUCCUGAGCUAGGCUGAUGGGAGUGUGGCCCCUUUCUUGGGUGGCAUAAGCUCCUACAGACUAAGGGUAGAGCAGGGUAAAUUCCUUAUGAAAGCUGGGUUCUGAAACCACCUGCUCAGAGGUGUUUGGCAAUGCUCUUCCUCCUUGCCCAGGUCAAGCUAAAAUAUCUGCCCAUUUCUUAAAGAUUUCAGCAAAAGGUUCUGAGGUUUCUAAUUUUUCACUGACAUCAUUCUGCUUAAUAUUUCAAAUUUAUUAUUGAAUGUUAAAUCUCUUCUCUUAGCUGCCCUUUCUUCUCCCCAGCCCUAGAUCUGAGAGCCAUUGAUACUAUGGGGCCUUGUUUACCUUACAACCUAAGCACUACACUCGGACCAACCCCCCCUGAAUUAAGUAUUAAAACAGCUAACAUUAAGAUGAAUUUGGUCUUGGUUUAAAGUCAAAUAUAGUUCACUUCAGUAAAUUAGGGGGUAGGAUGGAGAAGACAUAACUUAAGUGUUGUAUUUAGUUCUAAGCACCCCUCUUAGGAUGUUGAUAAGUUGGCUCAGGUUUGAGGGAAGAUGAUGCUAAGGGGGCUUAAAAUCACAUCAUUCAAAGGUUAGUAGCUGAGGGUGGUAGUGGAAGAAAAUGGCUUUGCAAGCUAAAGCCUUCCCUCCCUCCAUCUCCUGUCUGCUUUCCUAGUGCUAGCUACCACUAUCAAGAAACUUGAGGGAGCUGUGCCCAUUUUUGUUCCUAAACCCCCACCCCCAAGACUGUUGAUUUGUAUUAGGAGGAAGGGACUCAUGUAGCUCACUGUACAGAAAGCUGUGGCAAACCUGUCUAGUUAUUGCCUCUGUAGAGCUUUCUUCCCUAAUAAAACAUUGCCUGCAGUACAUCUCUACUGGGGGUGGGGGGGUGUGCACUAGAAAUACUACUGGGGUUAAGACUCACGAGACCUGGGUUUGAAUCCUACCUCUCCUACUUGUGACCUUGGGCAGGUCAUUUAAUUUCUGGGACUCAGUUUCUUGAUCUGAGGGGGAGGAGUUGCUCAUUAGUCUCCAAAGUUUCUUCUAGCCGUCAAUGACUGAGCAUAUAGAGUAAAGGCAUUAAAUAAAUGCUUGCUAAAUCAACUCUAGCUUCAAUAUUCUGCUACAAAAAAACCUAUUCUGUGUUCAGUGCCAUGUUUAUUACCUACUGUGUAAAGGAUAUUUUUUUCCUAAACUUAACCUCAAACUUUAGGGGGUUAGACAAGUCAAUUUUAUAGAUACUGACAAUUUUUUAGUCUGGUUUUUGUUUAGAAAGGUUUUUAGUCUGCUCUCAUUUAGUUGCCUUUCUAGUCCCUUAGUCAUUUUAGCUGCUCUUCUCUGGAGCAAUCUAAUUACACCCUUUUUCUAAGGGUCCCAAGAAGUUUACUGUGUACUAGGCGAAUCCCAACCAAGAGUUUUUGUUUUCCCAGGCUGAACCACACACCUUUGUAACCCAAUUGUAGUUAAAUAUAUAGGUUAGGGGAUAGGACAGAGGGAGGCUUGCUUAUGGCACUAGAAGGAAGUGGUGAAAAAAAAAUCGCUAUUUACUCUGAGAAGCUUAUACACAUGUAUUAAUAUCUGAAGAAAAAAAAAGUCCUAAGGAAUGAAGGGCAGGAAAAAGGAAAGUCAAAUAGUUUGAGGUGCACCCUAGAUCUUGGCAGCCUCCUGUAAGAAGAAUGUUAGGAGUGCUAGAGAUCAAAAUGGGCUGAUGCUGGGGAGGAAGAUUAAAAAACUACAAAGGGUUUGAGUUAGUUUUUUAAGGGUAUAUUGGGAAAACUUGAUCAAAGAUCGAACGAAUAGCUUUCAAACCCCUUUCUUGCUUCUCUUUUCUCUGCCAAGCAGAAUGUUCUUUGGACCUGAAAGGGCAGGAACAAAUGUGGCUAAGGCACUGAUAUAAUAAAUACGGAGCUAGUAACAAAUUACUUAGCUACCUUUUGUGAUUUUA
Messenger RNA from Vombatus ursinus (common wombat), 3849 nucleotides. It is a transcript of the gene PEX19, whose product is annotated as peroxisomal biogenesis factor 19. NCBI's taxonomy places the organism in Eukaryota, Metazoa, Chordata, Mammalia, Diprotodontia, Vombatidae. Bases 44 to 934 code for a protein of 296 amino acids. Gene Ontology annotation, cellular component: peroxisome; peroxisomal membrane. Gene Ontology annotation, biological process: protein import into peroxisome membrane. The record is from RefSeq and is a predicted model, not a curated record. The transcript has 8 exons.